AUGGCGAUCUAUGAAUGGAAGAAGAAGAAGAAGAAGAAGAAGAAAAAUAAUGAGAAAGAUAGCGAUGCAGAACCAAUGGAAUCAAGAUUUGGUCAAUGGAGCUGCCUGUCGUUCAGCUCCUUCCCCACCGUGCUGGAAUUUCCAGCUUGGUUCCGAUAUGACAGCUCUUCAAUUCAGUUGAAGAAAAAAGCUGAUGGUAGAAUUGAUAGAUACAAAGCUUGUCUUGUUGCUCGUGGGUUCUCUCAGCAAUAUGGUCAAGACUAUGAUGAGACUUUUAGUCCGGUCGCAAGGAUGAGAGUUGGAUGUGAUAUUUUUAUGGAGCAACCACAAGGAUUUACCUCUAAAAAAUAUCUUGAUUAUGAGAGUUGGAUGUGA
Messenger RNA from Cucurbita maxima (winter squash), 375 nucleotides. RefSeq lists its product as uncharacterized. Bases 1 to 375 code for a protein of 124 amino acids. The record is from RefSeq and is a predicted model, not a curated record. NCBI's taxonomy places the organism in Eukaryota, Viridiplantae, Streptophyta, Magnoliopsida, Cucurbitales, Cucurbitaceae. The transcript is spliced from 3 exons.